AUGUCAUGCAGCUGCCUUGGUAUAAAACUGACCUCCUCCCGGCUUUUCCCUUCCCGUGCGAGAUUCCCUCACUUUAAUUCAAACUUCAAAUCAUGUCUUACGCUGACGCUGCCGCCUCUGGCCCUAAGCAGGCCCCCGAAGAUCCGCGCCCCCCCCGUCGGCGGAGUCUACCACGAUGAAUCCGAGAGCACAGCUUCUCUGAUCGACGUCGAUGGACCCCACAUCCAGACCGUCGAAGCCGACUUCCUCGAGCAGGAUGUGCAAACCAACACUCAAGCCGAACGCAUAGAGCGCGAGGCUGAGGAGAAGGAGAAGCGCAAGCGCGAAGAGUCAGAGAAGAAGGCCAAGGCCCGCAAGUCGAAGACCAGCGGUAUCAGCAACAACACCACCAACCCUGUCUUCCUCGCCAACGCCGCUAUCGCAACCCUGGUUGGCGCCGGUCUGGGCUUCGGUGCUUACAAGCAACAUGCGCGCGGGAACCUUUCUUGGGAGCUAGUUGGCCUGUCCGCUGGAGCUGUUGGUGCCUUCGGUGUCGUGGACUACUUCGUGAGCAAGUGGUUCUUGCAGAACAAGUUCCCUUCCAAAUAG
Molecule: messenger RNA, 588 nt
Organism: Penicillium salamii
Lineage: Eukaryota; Fungi; Ascomycota; Eurotiomycetes; Eurotiales; Aspergillaceae
Source: the annotation of a GenBank genome assembly